Molecule: messenger RNA, 2057 nt
Organism: Stomoxys calcitrans (stable fly)
Lineage: Eukaryota; Metazoa; Arthropoda; Insecta; Diptera; Muscidae
Exons: 8
Coding region: 239-1555 (438 amino acids)
Source: RefSeq, a predicted model, not a curated record
UAGAGGAAAAUCAAAGUGAAUAUUAUGGGGGUGCAAAAACAAGAACAAGCAUUCAUUAAAAAUUCCAGAAGCUUAAGGAUAUUACAAAUCGUUAGGAGAAAAUUUUUAUAAAAAAAAAACACCAAGGGAAAACAAAGUCUUAGGACUAGGUAUUGCUUUUAAAAAAACACAUCAUUGCUUGUGCUUGAAUUAAUUUCGAGAAUUGAAUACAUUAUAAAUUCUCCUUCUUGUGGGUGUAAUGGGCAUAACUGAAACUUCUCAAAUGGCUACAGCUGAUGGCAUGGAUAAUGGUUCGAAAUUAACUUUGCAAUUAUUUGCAGAUAUCUUUAAAUGCCUUGAACCGGAAGUGCAAAUCGAUACAUUUGAGGAAGAACAAGGAUCUGGACGUGGCGAUAAUUACACGGCCACCUUGUAUCGCAUACACCUGACAGGACAGCGUAAAUGUCCCCUUGAUGGCAAAAAACAAAAAUGGGAAAAUAAUGUGAUAUGCAAACGUUUGCCAGAGAACAUUAAGCUGAGAGAGGCUUAUAAGAGUGACAAAUUGUUUAGAAAUGAAGUUGAAUUUUACACCGCCAUAAUGCCCGAGCUUUUAAAAUUUCAAAGCACCAAAAGUAAAGAAUUAUUUAAAGCCCUUCCCAAGUGUUAUUAUGCCCGAUCGGAUCUCUUGAUAAUGGAGGAUUUAAGGAUACGUGGAUUUCAAAUGCCUGAUCGGAAACAAGGCUUAACUAUUGAUGAGACUCGCACUGUUUUAAGACAAGUAGCCCAGUUUCAUGCCUUGAGUUUGGCCUAUAAAUUUGAAAAUCCCAAACAAUUUGAGAAUCUAAGAAAAUUAAACGCUGAGGCCUUGUUCUCCAAUGACAAUGCCAACUGGUAUAAGAAAUACUAUGAGACAUUAACCAAAAAUGCUAUAAAAAUGAUUUCCGAUGUUUUGCCUGAAGAUUCCAAAUAUUUGCAAAUUUUUAAACAAUUUGCCGAAGUAACAACUUUUUUUCAACGCAUGGUCAACAUGGUUAGUGAAGAAUCUGCAUUGUCCGCUUUUUGCCAUGGCGAUUGUUGGACAAAUAAUUUUUUAUACAGAUAUGAGCCUAGUCUAGGUUGUGAACGCAAAGUAUUGGAAGUUUGCUUGGUGGACUUUCAAAUGAUACGCUACAGUUCGAUAACCCUAGAUGUGGCUAAUCUUUUGUUUUGUUGUACCAGCAAGUCCAUGAGAGAUAGUCAUUUGGCAGAGUUCCUGAAAAUGUAUACCAGCGAUUUGUAUUUGUGGCUACAAUCGUUAUGUUCACAAAUACCAGAUUUCUGCAAUAGCUACGAGAAAUUUGAGAAUCUAUUUCACUUGGAAUUAAAAAAAUAUGGCAGUUUUGCUUUAGGCUUAUCCUUGGAUAUUAUACCAAUUAGCACUUGCUCUUCAGAAGACGCUCCCGAUAUGUAUAUAAACCGUGCUGAUGCCAUGGAUAGUCCAUAUGGUGCACCGGAACUAAAUUUUCCACCCAAUGAUUUAUGCCGCCAGAAAAUGUCGGAAAUACUAAUAGAUAUGGUUGAUAUGGGUAUGCUAUAAGUUAUACUAUGUUCAAAGCCUAGAUAUAUUGCAUAGCAAGAAAAUGCCCACAGAUUUGUUUUGAGGACAAUCUUAUUAUUUGCUCAAAACUAUACUUUAAGAUUAUAGAUUGACCGAAUUAGCUUAGAUAAUUAGAAUGAGAUCUAGUUUUUGUAUAUUAUUUAUUAUUCUGUAUGCAAGUAUAUUAAAUGGUAUUUUUAAUGGUUUAUUUAAACGAGUUUGUGUUUAAGCAAAAAGUGUCAACAUAUAAAUGUAUCCAAUGGAAAAACAAUUGUAAAAACUAAAUGUAUCCAGUUUUUCUAUAUCCAAAUCAAAUCAAUAACCCAUAAAAUCUAAACUUGUUUUUUUCCUAAUUUCUAGUAUUACUUUGAUUACCAUGUUCUUGGUCUCAAGUAGCCCAACAAAUCUUAAAGCAAUUUUUUAAUUUUUUCAAACUCACCUAAUUCUUCAUAAUAUCUCGCUGAGCAUUUUUUCUUUUUUUUUCCUUCUACUUGAUUUUUUU